AUGCUGAAUACCCAGCUCUUACUGGUACUUGCGGGUCUUGCUUUUCUCUUCCUCACGGCAAAGAAAUGGAUCACUCGCAGACAUACUAACCAGACAUUGCCGCCCAGUCCUCCUCCGUUACCCCUACUGGGAAACCUGCACAUUUUUCCCACCAAGGAUGUUCAUUACCAAUUCACAAAGUGGGCUCGUCAAUAUGGAGAGAUUUACACUUUGUACUUAGGUCCGACGACGGCCAUUGUUCUGACAUCACCGUUGGCCAUUCAACAAAUCCUGGAAAAGAACUCAGCACUUACCUCUGAUCGUCCUGACAACUAUAUUGCUCGCUUGGUUACAGGGGACGAUCAUAACCUCGUAUUGUCGGAUACAUGGCGCUCACUUCGUCGCGGUGCACACGGCAUCCUCACGGCACAGGCUUGCCUAGACCAUCUUGCCAUACAGCAAGCGGAAGCGGUCCAGCUCUCGCAUGAUUUAUUGACAGACCCUGGAGGCUUCGCCACGUCCAUACGUCGAUAUUCAUUCUCGGUUAUAAUGUCCGUCCUCUAUGGCAAGCGAGUGCCUCGAUACGCUUCGCCCGAAGCAACCGCCCUCUUCAAGAUGCUCGAGCUAUGGGUCAACAUCUUGUCUCCCGGCGCGCACCCACUCAUCGAGAUGUUUCCCGCUUUGCGGUGCAUUCCCGGCCCCUUUGCCUCCUGGAGGAGGCUGUGUAAGAAGGUGCGCAUCAUUCAGCGGCAACUAUACUUCGGUCUGCUGGACGAGGUAGAAGCGCGCUCGGACCAAGGGAAUGGGAACGGGUGCUUCAUGGAGACUGUCUGUGCCAGAGCGCAGGAAUGGGGACUCGACCGCGAACUCACAGGCUACCUUGGAGGCGUCCUGAUCGAAGCAGGGUCUGACACGACAUCGGCUUUCAUACAGACCCUCGUCCUACUCCUUGUAGCUCACCCGCAGGUGCAACGAAAGGCUCAAGUGGAGCUUGAUGCUGUUGUAGGCACUGAUCGUAUGCCGAUCCUCGAGGACCUCGAGGAUCUCCCAUACGUACGAGCGGUGAUACUCGAGACACAUCGAUAUCGACCUGUGGCGCCACUCGCCGUUCCCCAUGCGGCCACUGCGGGCUUCAACUAUGGACAAUACACCAUUCCCAAGGGGGCGAUCCUGUUCGUUAAUACAUAUGGGGUCUUCCAUGACGAGACAAUCUUCAAAGACCCGGAGACGUACAAUCCGUCUCGAUUCUUGGAGAACCCGGAGAAAGAAAAACUACUUGAUCUCGCGUUCGGGGCUGGCAGGCGUGUCUGUCCCGGAAUGAACCUAGCGAGGAACUCUAUCGCGAUCAACACUAUGAAUCUAUUAUGGGGAUUCGAUUUCAUGAAGGCUAGAGACGCCACCGGUGCUAUGAUCGAACCUGAUGUAUGGGACUACUCCGAGGGCGUGGCCACCUGCCCAAACCCCUUCAAAUGCGAUAUCAACCCUCGCAGUCGUCAUCAUGAAGAGAUCGUCAGGCGAGACUUUAUCGCAUCACGAGACGCAUUCCUACCCUUUGAGCACAACUUGAGCGCCAGUGAUAAGGCGUUCAUCCGCGAGCAAUGGAAGGAUUAG
Postia placenta MAD-698-R-SB12 is the source of this 1590-nucleotide messenger RNA. RefSeq lists its product as hypothetical. The transcript has 11 exons. NCBI's taxonomy places the organism in Eukaryota, Fungi, Basidiomycota, Agaricomycetes, Polyporales, Adustoporiaceae. Bases 1 to 1590 code for a protein of 529 amino acids. Gene Ontology annotation, molecular function: monooxygenase activity; iron ion binding; heme binding. The record is from RefSeq and is a predicted model, not a curated record.